Molecule: messenger RNA, 972 nt
Organism: Anopheles cruzii
Lineage: Eukaryota; Metazoa; Arthropoda; Insecta; Diptera; Culicidae
Exons: 4
Coding region: 1-972 (323 amino acids)
Source: RefSeq, a predicted model, not a curated record
AUGAAGGUUUCGUUGUACAUUAUUUUAAUCUCGAUCUUGCUGAGCAAGCAUUACGCGCUGUCCCACAUAAUCAGGAAACGUCAGCUGUUCCGCGAGCAGGUCCUGCCGCACGCCGGCGGCAAGAUACCGGACUCGGCCUUCCUGACCGACCGUUUGGCGCUGAACCGCCUGCAGACGGACGGGAUCGCGGUGCCGGACGGGGUGCUGCUGGAGCAGCGGCAGCACCAGGUGUAUCCGCAUCAGCAGCGGACGGCUCGGCCGACGUUCCGCGUCGUGCAAACGCCUGACAGCCGGUACACUUCGCCCGAGGGCGAGUACAGCCAUAAUGCGCUGGCCACGGUCGAUACCACCUAUCUGAUUCCGCAUGCGGGCGACAAACUGCUGCUACACGACUAUCCUUAUCCGCACCACCGGGCGCCCUACGGGCGGCCUACGCCUACCUACGCCAGCUCGAUCCCGAAGGUCCCGAUCGUGAAGGAGCUGCGCAUCCCGAACUACGCGGUGUUCAAUUUCGACUACAAUACUCACAAAAAGAAAAAGUCCCCCCCCGUGGGACUGCCGGUGGCGCUGAAGCACUCCCCGUUGCCACCCCAUCCGAUCGAUGAUGGUCCGUGGUCGUCGUCCCGGCAGAGAUUAGCGCAAGACUACGUGAGCUACCACCACGCGGCUGCCGUCGCCGCCGUGGGUAAUGGGCUGAACUACCAACACCCGUCCGUGGUGGCAUCGUUCGAUGGCAGCGGAAGUGGAUGGACCAGCGGUGGUGGUUGGACGCCGUCCGACGGAAGUGCAAUCAGUGGGUCGCUUUGGAAGGUACGUCAACCGUUUGGCGGCAGUUUCGAGGACUACUACAACCAGUUUGACGCUAAGCACCGCUUCUACCGGCACACCGGCGAACCGAAGCAGGUCGCGAAGCCCGUCAAGCCAAACGCCAUUUCCCGCCGUCCGCGUCAACGAGGCGCGCCCGUCCACUAA